This is a messenger RNA of Austrofundulus limnaeus, 3233 nucleotides long. It is a transcript of the gene dipk1b, whose product is annotated as divergent protein kinase domain 1B. Lineage: Eukaryota; Metazoa; Chordata; Actinopteri; Cyprinodontiformes; Rivulidae. The transcript has 5 exons. The coding region runs from base 590 to 1888 and encodes 432 amino acids. Gene Ontology annotation, molecular function: calcium ion binding. The record is from RefSeq and is a predicted model, not a curated record.
ACUUCAAAUAUCCGAAGAGUCUUUUUUAAAUUAAAUUAUUUGAAAUUAUUUUUUACAGCUCCGAGCACAUUUUAUAUAGUUUUUAUUACCGAUUUCCUGUUUCUGGAUGUACUGCAGGUCCAGUCGGAGGUUCGGUUCUGUAGGAGCGGUAUCGCCACCUGCUGUGUUUUUUUUUUUUUUUUUUUUUUCUGUCGGCGGACACAAACUGCGUCUGUUCCUUUAACCGUGCGCAGGUUAAACGGGGGUUCUGGUUCUGGAGCCUGUGAUGGUUCUGUGCGCGUCGUUCUCAUCUGUCCCCGUUGUGUCGGAUCGUCGGGACAUGGGUCUUUAUUUGGACCGGAACUUUCGAAGCAGAACCGUGCAUUCUGCAUUUUUAACGUAUUUUGGGUAAAAGGGAUAAUUAACCGGACCGUUUUCCUCUUUAUUAUAAAGGGAGCAGGUGAUCCAUCGUGUUUUGGUGGACGAUGAUGAUGAUGAUGAUGAUGAUGAUGAUGAUGAUGAUGAUGAUGAUGAUGAUGAUGAUGGUUAGGCUGACGGAUGCUGUGAGGACGUGAUGAAGAUCUGCGGAUCGUCGCUCUAGUUCUGAAUCAUGGCCCGGUCCGUGAGGAGACUGCUCCAUCUGGUCCUCUUCUGGCCUCUGUCUAAAGGCCUGCAGAGUCGUCUCCCAGCCAUCAAAGUGAAGUACCUUCUUCUUGUCUGGCUGGGCAUCCUCAUCAUCAGCUGGAUCAUCUACAUGCAGUACGCUUCAUACGCCGAACUCUGUCGUGGACAUGUUUGUCACAUGAUCAUAUGCAAUCACUUCAGACGGGGGAUAAUAUCAGGCUCCUCCUGUAAGGCUUUGUGUGAUCAGAAAACUCUGAGUCUGCACCGCUGCAUGUCCACUUCUUCUACACAGCAGGUGUACGUUGGACUGUGGAAGGAGAAGUCUGUGGUCAUCAAAUGCAGCAUUGAGGAUCCAGUGGAUCCAGACAUCGGGCCAGAAUCCGUGGUGCGACCGGAGCUGAGUUUGUUUGACAAGCCGACUCGUGGAACUUCUAUGGAUGAAUUUAAAGAGAUGCUCCACAGUUUCCUGAAGGCUAACCUUGGUGAACAAUCAUCUCUGAGUACGCUGGUGGACCGGGUCAUCUCUCUGGCUGACGUCAACCAAGAUGGAAAAGUGUCUCUAGCAGAAGCAAAGUCCAUCUGGGCUCUUCUGCACAUCAACGAGUUCCUCCUGAUGGUGGCUCUGCAGGAGAAGGAGCACACCCCCAAGCUGCUGGGCUUCUGUGGAGACCUGUACGUGACGGAGCUCGUGAGCCACAGCUCCCUCUACAGGCUGGAGGUACCCGUUUACCUCCAGACCGUCAUUCCCGAGGCCCUGAGCUCUGGCCUGAACCACUGGCUGGCUCCGUCGUGGCCCCGCAGGGCCCGCAUCACCAUCGGUCUGCUGGAGUUUGUGGAAGAGGUUUUCCACGGAACAUACGGCAGCUUCCUGAUCUGCGACGCCAGCCCCUACCACAUCGGCUACAACACGAAGUACGACUGCAAAAUGUCCGACCUGCGCAGCGUGGCGUCGGAGGCGGCUGUCCGAGCGUUCCUGAAGGGGCGCCGGUGUGAGAGCAACGCCGACUGCACGUACGGUCGGGACUGCACGGCCACGUGCGAUCGACUGGUGAAGCAAUGCAACACCGAGGUGGUGCAGCCCAACCUCGCAAAGGUGUGUGUGCUGUUACAGGACUUCCUGCUGUUCGGGGCCCCGUCCAACCUGCGAGAGGACCUGGAAAAACAGCUUCGAACUUGUGUGACCCUCAGCGGGUUGGCGAGCCAGAUGGAGGUCCACCACUCGUUAGUUCUGAACAACCUGAAGACGUUACUGUGGAAGAAGAUCUCCAACACGCAAUACUCCUGAAAACAGAUGAGUUGAUCUGUUAGGAGGGAGUUUUCAGUCCAGAGGGGUGUUCUGUCAAGGAAAAGACCUUUGUCAGAGGAAAGCUUGUCUGUCUAGAAGGGAGUUUGUUGUCAGGUUCUUCUAGUUCUUCUGUCCAGAGGAGGUAGUUCUUCUGUCAAGGAGUAGAUCUUUGUCAGGGGGAAGUUCUUCUGCUGGAGAGUUUAUCUGUGGGGAGGUUUUCUGUCAUGAAGAAAGUCUUUUGUCCAGAAGGGAUUCUUCUGCCAAAAAGAAGAUCUUUGUCCAGAGGGGAGUUUGUCAAGAAGGGGGUUCUUUGUCAGGGGUAAGGUCUUUUGUGUUAAGGGGAAGUUCUUCUGUCCAAAGUAAGUUCUUCUGCCUGGACAGAAGAUAGAGUUCUUCCCUCUGGAGGGAUUUCUUCUGUGUCACGGGGAAGUUCUUCUGUAAAGAGCGAGUUUGUCUAUCUGAAAAGGGAGGUCUAUCAAGAGGAAGUUCUGUCAAGGAGAAGAUGUUAUGGUUAUGGUAUAUGGGGAUGGGUGAAACCCAUGUGAGCAGGGACCUCAUAAGUGUGCCCAUUACUCUCCCCAAAAGAGACACUGAGUUUUUAAUCAAACCUUCUGGUCCCUCGGAAGAAGGACACCAGGUUAGAAACACUUUGUGUUCUAAGCUUCUCGGGACCCGUAAAAGGUUCUCCAAGAAUUCAACUAGCCAGGGCCAAGCAUUGGCCCCAAGUAGCGCUCCCUUCGACUACUCAGAGGAGAUGUUUGUCAGGCGAAACUUCAGCUGUCUGUAAGCGAGUUCGUCAGGAGGAAGAUCUCAUGUGUUAGGGCAAAGUACUGUCAAAUGGAGGUUCUUCUGUCAGGAGAGAGUUUGUCUAUAAAGCUAGAGUUCUUCCCUCUGGAGGGAUUUCUUCUGAGUCAGGAGAAAGUUCUAUCAGGGUGGAGUUCUUCUGGUGACAGAUAAGGGCCCAUUAUACUCCAUCCGAAGCUGAACCGUCAAAGCGCGGUCACAUGGUUGUUCAAUGUUGGUUUUUGCACACACCUUUCAUAGCCCCGUAGACACACCGCGCUGAGCUCCUGGUAAACUCUGUGUAGUACAUGUCACUUCACGGGGUUUCUGCCCACUGGAGUCUAUAUCCUGGAAAACAACCCUCUAAUGUCUGACUCUCUUUAUAAAUAUCUGCUUCCAGGUACAACGCUUCUAGAAGCUAGUAGUCGAAGCUAAAUGCGGCGUCCAAGUGCUUUCAGCAUAAUAAACACGCCCAUAAACUAAUAAUGCAGAAACUUCCUACAGGUGCUGGUCAUAAAAUUAGAAUAUCAUGAAAAAGUAGAUUUAUUUCAGUAAUUCCAUU